This is a messenger RNA of Microplitis demolitor, 6255 nucleotides long. Its product is annotated as MAP kinase-interacting serine/threonine-protein kinase 1. The coding region runs from base 1249 to 2823 and encodes 524 amino acids. Gene Ontology annotation, molecular function: calcium/calmodulin-dependent protein kinase activity; calcium-dependent protein serine/threonine kinase activity; calmodulin binding. The record is from RefSeq and is a predicted model, not a curated record. Gene Ontology annotation, biological process: protein autophosphorylation; peptidyl-serine phosphorylation; intracellular signal transduction. The transcript has 5 exons. Gene Ontology annotation, cellular component: nucleus; cytoplasm. Lineage: Eukaryota; Metazoa; Arthropoda; Insecta; Hymenoptera; Braconidae.
GGUUAGUAGUCGUGUUACAGCUUGCCGGGCUCAGUCGGAAACCAGCUGCCGAGUAAUGAGCAGUGCGGGAAGGUGAUAGCGAGAGUGGCCAGAUGUGUUAGCCGAAGGAUUUUAAAUGCGCAUCCGAGCCCUAUUACCGCUUAAUGCGAGAGGCUUUGCGAUAGCGACCAAUACAAAUUUUAACAUCGCGGGUUUUUUUUGGUUCGUACCCACUAAUUCCCGGUUAUAAUACUUUUGUUAUUUUUUAAAUUUCAAAUACCUUCGAGAGGGAAAAUUAAAAGACAAACCGCGGAGAAGAGCCUCAUCGCUUUUCGACGCUUUGUCCGGUUGGCAGUUUGAAAGGGUUGAAAAGAAAUAAAAAUAAACAGUGAAGAGGAAGGAGACAAAGAAGAGAAAGAGUUAAGGAGAAGAAGAAGAAGAGGAAGAUUUUUACAGAAGAGUUGACAGAAAUAAUAAUUAUAUUUAAAUAAUUAAGAGGAGUGCAGUGUCAAAGUCUGUGAUAGUAUUUAUUGAAAAAGAUUUAAAAAUAUUUAAACUCGACUCAUAAUAACAACAUCCAUCAUCAUUGUAUUUGAGUCGGCUCCGCUCAAAGUACAUCAGUUGACCGGAGAAAUAAUAGAUAGGCUUUAUAUAUUUAUUUAUAUCUGUGAUACACUGAUAUACAUCGGUCCGAAACCCGGGAGUUGCUGAUUGUCUUCGAUUUCGACCAAGUAUUUAAAUAAUACCAUCAACUAAGGGUCAAGCUACCUUGAUAAAUUCUUAUCUAAAACGCGAAAGCUGUUUUAAAUAUAGAAGGUACGUUGACGUUAUCAAUAUAUAAAUUUUUUCUGAAGAAUAGACCGUAGAGUUCGUCGUCAUCAUCAUCAUCAUCGAAUAAAGCAUCUCUACUUUUCGAUUUUCUUGUAGAAAAAAAUAAUAAAUAACGAUACGUUGCUCGAAUUAUUGUCGGGACAGUCGAUUGUUGAUAUAUCAGUGAUUAAAAAUAUAAAAUAUAUAGUGUGUAGGUGUUUUUGUAUAUACGACUGACUCUUUUUUACAAUUAUUGAUAUUGGUGCGUGAUAAUAUUGAGAAUAACGACAGGACAGCCAAAUAAAUUUUAAAAUUUAUAUAUAAAUAUAAAAUUAAAAUAAACAUUAGUUUGCAUUGUUUCGUAUUUUUCGAAAAUUGUCGUUACACGUUUGAGAGUUGUAUAUCAACCUGACAAAUAGAUAUAUUGUUUGUAAUAUAUAUAAUAUUAUUAUCAUUAAAAUGGUGGAGAAAAUAUUGGAAGAGCGGGAGGAUGGGCGUCCAGAAGCCGGAAGAGUUGACGGAAAUUGCAGGGAUGUGGCUUCAACAGGAGAACCACUAAGUUCAGUCCAUGCAAGACAAGAAGAAGCUAGACGCAGACGACGUAGGAAGAAUCGUUCGGGCUCGUCUUUAGUCUCGUCAUGCUUCCAAGAACUGUACAAGCUGACCGGUGAAGUGCUGGGUGAGGGAGCGUACGCUUCAGUGCAGACUUGCACAUCACUGUACACAGAUCUAGAGUAUGCAGUUAAAAUCAUCGACAAGAUCCCCGGGCAUGCUCGUACCAGAGUCUUCAAGGAGGUCGAGACUUUCCAUCAUUGCCAGGGUCAUCCAAACAUAAUCCAGCUGAUCGAGUUCUUUGAGGACGACGAGCGUUUCUAUCUUGUCUUUGAGAAGAUUAACGGAGGGCAAUUGCUAAGAAGAAUUCAAGAACGCGUCCACUUCAGCGAGAGAGAGGCCAGUCAAAUUGUCAAGGAGAUCGCUGGAGCACUAAAUUUCCUCCAUAAAAAAGGUAUCGCACAUAGAGACUUGAAGCCAGAAAACAUUCUCUGCGUCCAUCCAGACAAAUUAACACCGAUAAAAGUCUGCGACUUUGAUCUUGGAUCUGGUAUUAAAUUUAACAAUUCACAAAGUCCACUGGCAACACCACAACUACUAACACCAGUUGGCAGCGCUGAGUUUAUGGCACCAGAAGUUGUCGAAGCCUUUAUUGGCGAGUCAAAUUAUUAUGACAAACGUUGUGAUUUGUGGAGUCUUGGUGUUAUAAUGUACAUUUUAUUGUGCGGAUACCCACCGUUUUAUGGUAACUGCGGUACUGAAUGCGGAUGGGAGAGAGGAGAAAAUUGUCAGGCGUGUCAAGAGUUAUUGUUCACCAGCAUCCAGCAAGGAGAUUACGAUUUUCCAGCCAGAGAAUGGAAAGAUAUUUCUGAGGAUGCCAAGGACCUUAUCCGCGGUCUGCUUGUUAAAGAUGCACACCAGAGAUUGAGUGCUGAGUGUGUUCUCAAUCACCCAUGGAUAAAUCCUGGUCCCACUAUUACUGUUGCUGGCAACAGGCCACUUAUUACUCCUGAAAUAAUAAGAAGGAACAAUUCCGCCCGUGAACUUUCAGCAUUCGCCGAGUCAGCGAUGGCAGUUAAUCGUGUAGUGUAUCAACACUUUUCAGUGAAUCAUCUUGAAGAUCUUGCUGAAAAUUGUGAGCCGAGACUUUCAACAUCUUCAACGGAUGAUGAAAAUCAUCCUUACGGUCAUAUGUCAGACACCAGCAGCGAAGGUUCGGAACCCAGCAAGCACUGUGUUGCCCACUCUUCCAGUGAGUUUGAUUCUAAUUCACGUCGCAAGUCAUGCUCCAUGUAUUCAAUUCUCGAACACAGUGACUCCAAGUUCAUCGGUGAUAACCGUAUCAACGGCAAAGACUCGCUGACUCAUCUAUACGGUCUAUCACCUCCGAGUGAGAGUAAACUGAUGCAGCGCCGCAUAAAAGCACGUUCAAAUCUUCUCGAACGCCGUAAUCCAGCGAUCGUCGCAUCACCAAGUGGCUGAAAAAGUAUCAUGCUCUAUACUCAGCGUACAAAAAUCUCCUUUCUCGCCGUAAACUAUUAUUAUAAAUUGCUAUUACAAUCUGUUGAUUAUAGUAAUACCGUUGACAGUACAUUUAAAACAAAUAAAUAAUUAAAAUUUUAAAUAAAUGCCAUAUUUUGUCUGUCGAUGUCAGAUCAGUCAAGAGAUUAACCAACAGUUUAAUGUUUAGUAAUUGCGUAUGCAUUAUUAGUAUUGGCAACAACAACGAAAUAAAUAAACACUAAUUAUUUCGCCCUGAGUCAUUUAUUGUAAUUAUUAACAGCAAUCUUUUUAAUUUUUGUAAGCACGAAAACACUUUCCAUUUUUUAAAAUUUUUUUCUCAACUCAUUAUUUUGAGCAUAUUGUUCAUCGAGCGCGAUAAUUAACAUGUAAUUUUAUGUAGGAAUUAUUUCACUGCUGUAAAAAAAAUAAUUGGACAAUUACCCCCACCCACACCGCGUUCUUAGCGAGUGCAAGACAACAAUAACAGAUGGUAUAUAUGUAGUUAUUGUUAUUUUUUGUUUUUAUUUUGACGAUUUAUUUUUUGAUCAACACAUGUGCCAUCUCAUGGCCACAUAUUUAAAUUUAUGUAUUUAUUAUUGUGUGUAAAUUAUUAAUUUUUUGUUUUUAUUACGACUCGCGCUUAUUUUCUAAGUGACAGAAAUUUAAAAAAAUUCAAAUAAUGGAGAGUUUAAUUGUGUCGCUAUAAAAAUAGAAAUAAGUGUCAAUGCUUUUUUUUUUAUUUUUAUGAUAAAUAGACUAAGGGCAAUUUUUCAUAUUGGUUUUUUUAAAAAAUUAAUUAAAAAUGUCUCAAGUAUCGCGUAGGAUUGUAGUCUAUAAGAUUUAUCUCAAUAAGUGAAGAAGAAAAAUAAAAGAAAAGAAAAAAAAAAUUUGUUAAAGUAGUACCUGUAAUGUGUGCGAAUAAGGCGGCAGGGACAUUUUAAAAUUAACUGAAAAGUAUACGCGCGAGGAGGAGAGGAGAUGUGAAAAGUGAAAAUAAAAGUUUAUAAUUAGAGUAUAAGCGAAAAAAAAAUUAUAAAACAAAAAAAAACGAUCACAUUGAUCGAAUAAUUAGCUUUAUGUAUAAAAGUAUAAAUUUAAUAAUUAUCAUAUAUUUUAUCAUCGAUCCCACCGCCUACUGAUUGGCAGUAAAACGAAAAAAAUAAUUCAGUUGAUAAUAAUAAAAGAUAAAAAAGUAAACAUAAGAAAUUUAUUAUUUAAUUACAGCUACGUUCCACGCAUAUUUUCAUAUUUUUUCAGUAUUUAUAUUUCUUAUUUUUUCAAAGUCCAUUAGUGUAAAUUAUUGGAUUUAUGAAAAUUGCUAACGUGGAAUUGUAUGUUUUUUUUUUUUUUUUUUCGUUAAAUUUAAUAAAAAUAACUUUAAAAGAUCGCUUUAUAAAAUUUUACUUUGAGUAAAAUAUUAAUGCGACAGAUCUCGCAAUUAUUAUUAUUAUUAUUUUUUUUUUUUUUUUUUUUGUUUCCUCAACAUUUAUAUUUUUUGUUUUAAUUACGAUAUAAUACAAUAUCUAUCUCAAGUGUUUUCCUUUAAACGUAGAGGUGGAAAUAAAUUUUUUUUACUCAGGGCAGACGAGGGAACGUUUAAAAAUAGUGUCUACAGCUGGCCACAUUGAUCGUGUGAACGAAAAUAAAGAAAAAAAAAUGGUCGAUGCUACAAAAAAAACAUAUUAUCAUUACUAUUAUUAUUAUUAUUAUUACUAUUAUUCAUAAAACAAUUAUUUGAAAAUUUCAUACACUACAUAAUUACACUGUUACAGAAAUACAUUCAUACAACUAUACAUUACAUAUUAUUAACUGACAACGAGAGAGAGAGAGAGAAAACAAAAUAAAGCGUACAUGAGAAUAAAAGACCCGCGCAUUAAACAUCAGUCUGAUCAAGUCUCAUAGCAUAAAUAUGUAUGUCUCAAAGUGCCCAGCUCUUCCGCCGAACACGAUAUGAGACUUCAAAAUCACUGUCGUCGUGUAAUAUAAUCUUAGAUGCGUAGGAGUUUUUUUUUAUUAGAUUCGCUGACAGUAACUGGAACGGAUUGUAUAAAAAUGCAUUUUUUUUUAAUUAAAAAAAAAGUUAACUUGCAUUAAUUGUCAUCAUGACACGAUCUGUUUCAGUUGCUCUGUUUAGUGAUGAAAAAAAAAACUGUACAUAUGAUUCUAUUGUGUAGAGUGAGAAGAAUGAAAUGUAAACAUAAAUAUGACUCGAGGUAUGAGGAUUAAAAUAUCAGAGUAGACUCAGCGAUCAGUGGAUUCUGUUGAUUUACAAAUGCCACUGAUUGUUUGUAAAUGAUGACAUAUUAGUUUUAAUAUUUUGUAAAUUGCAAAACAAUUAAUAUUAAUAACAAUCGUCGAUACAAAUUGUCAAUCGAGUCUGACUCAUUUAGCUCGUAGUUUAUUUAUAUAAAUUUUUGAAUAAUAAAAAAAAAAAAGAAAUUUCAAAUUUUUUUCCACGCGUGAGUUGUCAGUACAAACAUACGGGCAAAAUUUAUAACCAACUCCGUGAUUGUAAUUAAUUACUCACGGAGACAAAGCUUCCUCUAUAAGUGAAAAAAAAAAAAAAAUAAAAAUAAAAAACAAAAAAAAAUAAUAAUAAUAAAAAAUAAAUAAAAAAAAAUUGUAGGUUUAAUCAGCGUGUAAUGAUGUGUGUGUCAGUAUGUGGAUGAAUGUCAUGCUAAUAUUUUAUGAAAAAUAAAAAAAGUGAUGCAUAAAAUCGUACUAAAUGGCCAUAAAAAAUGUGAAUGAAAAUUUAUGAUUAAAAAUAUAUGAAAUGUAUGUGAGAUACUUUAUUGUAUAGCGAGCUUGGUUUUUUCCGAAGGUACCAGCGAUAUAUUGACGUCAAAACUAUUUGCUACUUUAGUUUUUUUCAUUUAUAAACAAUUGACCUAUACAACAAACAAACAAACAAAAAAUAAAAUAAUUAUUUUCAUAAAUUAUUUUUGUUAAAUUUAUUGUUUUUAUGUCUUGUGUUUAGUCGUGAUUGGGGUUUGUACGCGCAAACUAACGAGCUAUACAUGAAAAAAAAUAUCAGUUAUUAAUAAGGAAAGAUUGGCAGUUUUUUUUUCUUUUUUUUAAAUCUGAUAUUCAUGAAUUUGUAAGAACAGAGUGAGAUGCAGUGAAUUUGAUAAAAAAGUGAUAACCAAAUACUUGAUGAUUAUGAUUAUAAAUUUAAAAAAAAUAUAAAAAUAUAUAUAUACUAAAAUAUGUUUGUUUCGCCAUGAUAAUGUACACAUCGAGUAUAAAAUGCGCGAUAGGCGAGAUAUAAAUUUUCGUUACUUUUUUAAUGAAUUAAAAUAAACAAAGAGAAAAUAAAUUCUAAUAUGAGGACGAGAGGAGAAAAAUAUAAAUAAGUAAUUUUACAAGUUAAAAUUAUUUAAAAAAUUAAAAAUAAAGACAACUUUUGUUUUA